This is a messenger RNA of Trifolium pratense (red clover), 3700 nucleotides long. RefSeq names its product probable LRR receptor-like serine/threonine-protein kinase At1g05700. The record is from RefSeq and is a predicted model, not a curated record. Bases 159 to 2783 code for a protein of 874 amino acids. The transcript has 13 exons. NCBI's taxonomy places the organism in Eukaryota, Viridiplantae, Streptophyta, Magnoliopsida, Fabales, Fabaceae. Gene Ontology annotation, molecular function: protein binding; ATP binding; protein kinase activity. Gene Ontology annotation, biological process: protein phosphorylation.
GUACUUAUAUUUGCAAUUAAAAAAAAAAAUAGAAAAAAAAACAUGACCCUAAUAAAAUUGACAGCAUUGGUCAUUGGAUAUGUAAUUUGAACCGAAAUGCGACUCUAUAACAGUAUAUAUUAUUACUUGUGACUUGUGUAUUGCUAAUUAUCUUCUUAAUGAAGCAAACAAUGGUGCCAAUGUUACUGCAUUUUCUUUCGGUAUUGCUUGGUGUCCUUACUAUUUUGGUUUUGAUACAAGCUCAAGAUCAAUCAGGAUUUAUUAGCUUAGAUUGUGGUCUACCAGAAAAUUCAACCUAUUCUGAGAAGCUUACAGGCAUAAAUUACAUAUCUGAUUCCAAAUUCAUAGAUACUGGUGUAAGUAAGAGGGUACAAGGCAAUAUAACCGGUAAACAGCAACUAGAUUAUGUGAGAAGCUUUCCUAACGGAGUGAAAAAUUGUUACAGAAUAAAUGUAACAAAUGGUACUAAAUAUUUAAUCAGAGCUUCUUUCUAUUAUGGUAACUAUGAUGAUUUAAAUGAUCCACCACAAUUUGAUCUUACUUUUGGAGCUAAUGUUUGGGAUACGGUGAAGUUCACCAAUAUAUCACUCACCACAGUAAGGGAGAUCAUUUACACUCCAUCAAAAGAUUACAUACAAACAUGUCUUGUUAACACUGGCAAAGGGACUCCAUUCAUUUCAGCUAUAGAAUUGAGGCCUUUGAACAAGCAAGCUUAUGUUUCAUACUCAGAUAAAUCAGUAUUAUCGGUCUUCUUUCGAUUUGAUGUAGGCUCCGUCACAAACUUAGAAUACAGGUACAAAGAUGAUGUUUAUGACCGCAUUUGGCGACCUUUUCCGUGGAACGAGAUGAAACAAUUAAGCACCGACGAUGAUCUAUUAUUUCAGAACAUUUAUAACCCACCAACAAUUGUUAUGAGCACCGCAGUUACACCAGUAAACGACAGUGCCCCUGUAAAAUUUAGUUUUGAUGCAGAAAAUGUAAAUGAGCAAUUCUACACAUAUUUGCACUUUAAUGAGGUUGAGAAGCUAGCAGAAAAUGAAACUAGAGCAUUCAACAUCACAGUGAAUGGAGAGCUUUUGGCUGAACUUGAAGUACCUAUAUACCAGUCAGCAGAUACCAGAUAUACUCCAACACCUUUGACUGGAGCCACAAAAUAUAUAUUUACCCUGUCUAAGACUGAGAGUUCAACCCUUCCACCUAUCCUCAAUGGCGUCGAGGUUUAUAAAGUAACAAAUUUCUCACAAUCUGAAACUCAACAGGAUGAUGUUGAUACAAUCACAAACAUCAAGAAUGCUUAUGGGGUGGCUAGAAAUUGGCAAGGAGAUCCAUGUGGUCCUGUCAAGUUUAUAUGGGAAGGCCUAAACUGUAGUAUUGAUGAUGGCAAUAACCCUCCAAGAAUCACAUCUUUGAAUUUGUCUUCAAGUGGAUUGACAGGGGAGAUAGCAUCUUCCAUAUCAAACCUCACUAUGUUACAAUACUUGGAUUUAUCAAAUAAUAGAUUAGAAGGUCCUUUACCAGUUUUUCUGACGCAACUGCAAUCACUAAAAGUCUUAAACGUGGGGAAGAACAAACUUACAGGGUUGGUUUCAAAUGAACUCCUUGAGAGAUCAAAAACAGGUUUACUAUCACUAAGUGUGGAAGAUAACCCUGGUCUUUGUACACCAGAAUCAUGCAAAAAGAAGAAGAAGAAUUUAUCUGGACCACUUAUUGCAUCAUUUUCAGCAUUAAUUGUAAUCCUCUUGAUUUCACUUGUAGUUUGGAGAUUCAGAAGACAAAUUGGUACAUCUUCAAAUUUUAAGAAACAGGGUUCCAUGAAAUCAAAACAUCAAGCAUUCAGUUACACUGAAAUUCUCAAUAUUACUGAUAACUUCAAAACUAUUAUUGGUGAAGGAGGAUUUGGAAAAGUUUACUUUGGCACUCUACAAGAUCAAACUCGAGUCGCUGUUAAGAGGCUUUCACCAACAUCAGUGCAAGGUUAUAAAGAAUUUCAAUCAGAGGCACAACUUCUAACGAUUGUUCAUCAUAGAAAUUUGGUAUCCCUCAUUGGAUAUUGUGAUGGAGGUAACAUCAAAGCAUUGGUUUAUGAAUACAUGGCCAAUGGAAAUCUCCAACAACUCUUAUUAGUGAAAAAUUCAAAAAUCUUAAAAUGGAAUGAGAGACUUAACAUUGCAGUUGAUGCAUCACACGGACUGGAUUAUCUGCAUAAUGGAUGUAAACCACCUAUUAUGCAUAGAGAUUUGAAGCCUUCCAACAUAUUACUGGAUGAAAACAUGCAUGCCAAGAUUGCCGAUUUUGGUCUAAGUAGAGCUUUUGGUAGUGAUAUUGACUCUCAUAUAUCAACGCGUCUUGCUGGUACAUUUGGUUACAUUGAUCCUGAAUGUCAAAGAACAGGAAGCACAAAUAAAACAAACGAUAUCUUUAGCUUUGGAAUAAUUCUAUUUGUGUUGAUUACCGGUCGUCAAGCAAUAGUAAGAAAGGGCGAACAAAGCAUUCACAUACUUGAAUGGGUUACUACUCUAAUCAGAACAGGUGAUAUUCAAAAUUUUAUUGAUCCAAAGUUGAAGGGUGAAUUCAACAUCAAUUCUGCAUGGAAAAUUGUUGAGAUAGCAAUGUUAUGCACUUCAAGAAAUGUUGCUGAAAGGCCAGACAUUAGAAAAAUAUUGGCAGAGCUAAAUGAAUGUCUAUCUUUGGAGAUAGGUCAGAGAAAUAAUGGAAGAGAAAGAGUUAUAGUUGAAUCUAUUUCUUUAAAUGAUCUAACACAAACAGCUCCCUUUGCUAGGUAACCAUAAUAGGAUGAUCUCUUCGUUAUAUGAUCAAUGUCAUUUUGAAUGUCUUAUAGUCUUAGUAUAGUAGUCCUGGUUUGAAUGAAAUGUAAUAUAGUAUAUAUUAUUUUGUAUUUCGAAAGUUUUCUGGUUCUAGGAACUAAAAGAGAGUUGUGUGCCAACUACUAUAAUAUGAGUGAUGCUUAAUUAAAAGCACGUUUUCACUCCUAAGCAAUUAGGAUUAUUUAUGUGCACAUUUUCCGCCGAUUGUCUCGUUGAUUUGGUGAAACUUUUAUCUUGAAAAUGAGUUUUAAGUAAAAAACCUGGCACCCCUUAUUCCUUUUAUGAGUGGGGUAUGCAACCUAUUUGUUGUCGGUACUGAUAGAGUUUGGUGGGGCGUGGAGCUAGUUCUUCUGAGGUUUGGUUGGUUGGCGGCGUCUUGUGUGUGUUGUAUUUCUUUGUAGUUGAUCCUUGUCAACCUCUCCGAGGGAGAGAUUGCACACUUUAUAAGUGAGAGGACCCAUAAAUCUAAUGUCUUAAGGUUUUUGGUUAGAGUGUGGUAUCCAACUCACAAACUCAAUGUGCAUGAUCCAUCGGUUGCCCUCUCGUGAUCCAACAGUGGUAUUAGAGUCGAUGGUUCGACAAAGGGUUCGACCGGCUCCUUGUAUCGAAAGUUUUUCUAACAAAGGUGGUCAGACGGCGGAUCCCAUUGAGCACAGCAACGACCGUACAAGUUCAAUUAUGUGUGCAUUUGGCUUUGCAUGUGUGUGUUUUCUAGAUAGUUGUAUGUUGAAUGUUCUUCUGAUUCCUCUUAUUUUCUAUUUUGUUCUUGUACUGUUUCUGUAUUUUUUAAUAUUGUUUUUUCCUCCAUUAAUAAAACUUUUAAGUGGUCGUUAAAGGUAGCUCAUAUGGUAGUUACUAUAACGACAUUAUUGAAA